CGUCUGAGUGCACUCGUGAUGCGUUCCCCACCAAAGCUUGGCUGAUGCUUCUCAGAAAGGUAUCGCAGAGACCCCAGGAAUGCAGCGCACUUGCCCGGUCUGUUUUCCUCUCUCCCCGGCCAGCCGUGUCGUUUCGCGCCGGGAGUCAAGAUCCCGAGGUGGCCGGUGAGGUCUGAGUGAGCGGUCUAUCGCACUAAGGACGGAAGGACGUCUCUCGCGCAUCGAUCACCGGGAAACGCGACGUACGUGCGGCAAUGCCUCCGAAACAAGUCGCAGUAGAAGACAACAACGUGUCCCCGUCCCAGGUCUCUUACUCCGUGCUUCUCGUAGACCGACCCUGCUGGGUCGCCGACGCUUGCGUCUCGCUUCGUCGUCAAAGUCAUGCAGCUGCACCGGCACAGCGCGUCCCGCGAUGAGGCCCACAUGCAAACGCUGAGGGAACUAGCCAUUCCGCUUCUCAAAGAACGAAACCACAGUGGCACCGCUGGUGGUGCUGGUGGUAACAACAACAACAACGGCAGUGCUGCGGUCGGUGGUAGUUGUGGUGGUGCUGGUGGCGGCACAGGCUCGGGUCUGGCUCCGUCCGCAGGACCGCGGGUCGCCGCGUUGCCCAUCUCCUUGCAGAACAUUGCGUACGUGUCGGUGCUUCGGCGGGCCGUGGCCCAAGCCACAGCCGCGGCCGAAGCCAAUGCAGCGGCCGCUGCGGCCGCAGCCGUGGCUGCUGCGGCAGCCGCGGCUGCCAAGUCGUCCAGGAACGGCCAGGGGCGGCCGGCCAAGCUCAGUUUCUCGGUGCGCGACAUUCUGGACUUAACUCGUUCCUCGGAGCCAACGGACAGUCCCCGGUCUUACCUGGAGGAGGUGGCGGAGGAGGUGGAGGUACGUCGGUUGGAGGUGGUCCGGUCGGCGGUGGUGUUUCGGCGUCCUGACCUGUGCGGCGGGCCCGCUGGUGGCUGGACCACGUCCGGACAUGUCCACGGUGGCAACCCGGCCGCGGGCGGCCUGGGCCAGGACCUGGGAGCGUCUCCGUACUCGCUGCACUAUGGCGGAGUGUGCUCGGACACGGCGUACCGGUGGUUCCACCCGACGCCGGACAUGCUCUCGUACGGUGCCCUUGCGCUGGGCUCGAUGGGUGGCGGAGGCAUGGACGCAUUGCAGGGACAGCUCCCCGUGGGUUCGGACCCCUCACCGCUCCUCUCGGAGGCCGGAGAGCUGGGCGAGCCUCCGGCACUCGCGGCCUCGCCCCACCAGGAGUCGCCAGCGCUGCCUACCGGAAGCACGCCGCUCGUGGCGCCCUCUUCCGUGUCCCCGGGAUCUAUGAGACCUCUCCUGGGACCGGCGAGCCCCAACGACUCAGAGUCAUCAAAGCCGUCAGUGGACCUCGCGGUGGACGACUCAAACAGCGAGGACGAGGAUGGCUCCGACCUCAAGGGCGACGACCUCGGGCCGGGCGGCGGGCAGAACCGCGACGGCGGCGGGUCUUCUGGUCCCGGCUCCCAGCAACAACCCCAAAAGAAACGGAAACGCCGCGUCUUGUUCUCCAAAGCACAGACGUACGAGCUCGAGAGGCGUUUCCGGCAGCAGAGGUAUCUGUCUGCUCCCGAACGCGAGCACCUGGCCUCCAUCAUCCGGCUGACGCCGACGCAGGUGAAGAUAUGGUUCCAGAACCACCGCUACAAGACGAAGCGCGCCCGGCAGGAGAAGGGCCUGGACGGGUCGGCCGGCGCCGGCAACCCGCUGCCGUCGCCUCGUCGGGUUGCGGUGCCCGUCCUGGUGCGGGACGGAAAGCCCUGCCAGCCCGGAUCGCUCAAGGACGGAACCUCGUCCGUCCUGCCCCCGCCACCGGGAGGACCGGUACCGUUUCCCGGCGACCUGGGCUCAGCAGCCGCGGCGGCAGUGGCUACGUGCAUGGGAUCCUUCGGAGGGAGCGUGAUGCCCACCUACUCGCAUCCGAUGAUACCACCGCAACCCAGGUGGUGGUGAACGCCGAACCAGAGGACGGGUCGCGAGGUGGAUUAGAUUCAUCGCGAGACGAACCGAGUGACAGCCGCCGCCACCGUGGGGUGGUGAAUUGCGUGUGGUCCGGCAUAGUCCGGGACAGAGCCGUCACAGCGAGCCAGAGUGUUUGGCUUUCCCCGCAACGUGGACCGAACGGAGAUGGAGACCGAGCCGACGCUCGCGGUUGCAACCACUGCCCUGACUCGACUCCGGAGUUCAUGGCAGUCCAGGACUGAGGUUGUUUGCGCGUUAGUGAUGUGGUUCGUAGUUUCACAUGACGUGGACCGAAACGCAGUGAGCUGAUUCGGCAGUGCUGGCGCGUCUCGCGGCAACCGUGAGUCCGGAGUCCAGGACAGAUAACCUCAACUAGAUAUCGUCGUUGGAAACAAAUCGGCUUGUAAUAGUAGUGACAAAAAGAAGCGAUGACCCCUUGACGUUGAUGUGACACCCGAGAGUUCCAGACCGUUGGUGUGGUUGGUGUGUUGCUAAUUUCGUCUUAUGAAAGAGGUGUCAGAGUGUGUGCGCGUCUUGGUCCGAUGCAGCGUUCACAGAGAAUGACAGCGCCCCUGGCGAUUCUCGUGGCGAUGUGUACGGAGAGAUUGCAAAUUCUAGAUACUACGGAGGUGUCUCCGUGGUCGACAGGAGUGGUGAUUCGAUGCGCGUUGACGAACACAUUUUCGACAAUGUUCUCCGCAUGCCCCUGUAUGAAGCGGUGAAGUGCGAAAUGGCCGCCCCUUCGACACGUUGUGUAAAGAAGCGGACGUUGUGUAAAGAAGCCAGCGCUCUUACUAUAACUCCAGGAGUGACGCCUCUUCGAGCCGCGAUUGGUGCCGGCUGGGAUUUGCACAUAUGUGGUGGAGAAAUUCGUAGUCUUAAAGCUACAUGCAGAGUGCCGAGUCGGUCGCAAGCAGGUCGGAAGACAGACCAGUGGUAAUAGCCAUGUUUGCGAGUGCACCGAAAUGAAUGCAACUACGAAGGCUGUCCUGCAUUUUCGAACAAUGGAACGCGCCGUGUACGUUACAAGUCAGGAUACGGAGCGGUAAUUAUGUUGAUUGAGGACGUCGCUAAGCCUACACACCGUGACGCAGACUUCGGCUGUAGCGGCCCCUCUGCAGCAUUGAAUUUAUUUCGAAGACACUGUGUCGUCAGCGAUCAGCGCGUGAAAAGGUUUUCUUUCGCAUUUUAGGAAAGAUAAUCUAACACGCGUUAUUCGUCAGCUUCAGAAAAUGGAAUACGCGCUUUCGCAAAUUCUCGCUACCACUUUCCAUUUCCAUUGCAGUUGUUACUGUCGUUGUGUAAGGCAUCGCGUGGCACAUUAUUUCGUGGUUGGCGGAGUUGAAAGCACUGUAUGUACUCUGUGCAGCCGAGCGUACACGGCGUCCAGCUUAGAUUCAGGUUUUGCCGUCUCAAGUCCUGGUGCAGGCAUGAUAGGGGAUGUGUAAUCUUAAGUGCGUCGAAAGGUGUGAAAUAGGAAUUUCGUGCAAGCGACUUUCACAGACGCGCUGAACGCGUAUAACAGUGAAAGCAAGCGUAGUGUCGUCGCUGGCUGCUCGGUGUUCUUGACCAUGUUCAUGACCAGAAAAACUUUGAACAUUGCACCCAUUAGUCCUUUAAUAUUGACCUGGAACGCUUUCAUAAGAGUACCUCUCCAUUGGAGAUAGGUGUUGACUGAAGUGCUGAGCUUUCGGGCAUCAGGGAAUUGAAACGGAGAGCAUUGAUUCACACUUGACAGAGGGGAUGUAUUCGGAUGCCCAAGGACGGUUACUGACAAGGAUCUCUUUUAUGAGAAAAACCUUGUAAGCCUUCUAAGAAACAUCUAGAAACAUAUGGUUCCAAGCAUUUGAAAAAAGUAACAUGUUCUCUUUCACAAUCGCUGUUGCUCAUGUGUUACUUUUUGGGUCUUCACAGCAGUCCACAGUCUCCUCAGUUGAUCUCACUCCAUCGUUACUGGACACCAUUAAGGAAUGAUUAGCAGCCAACGAGAAACAUUUUAUCCUAGCUGUUUUGACCCUAAGUAAAGUUGAAUUUUGCCGGAGGGUCUUAAGCCCCACUUCUAGGCAAAGCCUUUCAAUAGCGAUGUAGUGCUUUAACUCUAUCUGGAGGUCUAAAUAUGAAAAGUUAGAGGGUCUUUUGCAUUGCGGUGAUAUCAAAAGUUGAAGAUGAAGACAGCACUAUAUGAUGACCCUAUCGAUCGGUUUCUAGCGCAGUCCACGAAGACAUUGACUGACCCUGGCCCAGUAGGACUAGCUGCCCCGUCCUAAAGGCACUGCUACGCGUUGGUCUUGUAGCCAUAGACGUUGGCUUAACGAGAUCCCUGCACAACACUGCUUGCGACACACCUUUGUAGAGAAGAAAACAACAUAUCCGUCAGCGCGCUUGAUUAGGAGGACUGCUUAGAUGUAACUGUCGAAGAGCGUCUCUUGCCACAAGCUCUAGCCACUGAGUCAUUCUGUUCGGACGUGUGGACAGUUCACGCGCACACGUGUGAAGCAACUCCGUUCUGGCUGACCUGCGACUUAUAUGCCGUAUUUGUUCUUGAGAGGACGAAGGACCACCCAAGUUCGAAGUGCAAGGCUCGUGUACUCCGUGGACUCUGUUCCAAAACCGCGUUCGUGGCACCGCAAGGGUGACGUAGACUUUGAACAUGCUGACAUAUACCAAAGAAAGACUCUAUGGGGCGCUAUGAAUGGGAAAGUGCCUUAGUCCCUGCGUACCAAGUUAAGAGUAAAAAAAAAGUUUGUUGCGGGCCCAACAAUGACCCGCAAACUGUGUGCGCAUGUGUUUGUGUACGUGGUAUGUACACGGCUGCGUGCAUUUAGACCACUGGCACGGGCGACCGUGCACGGUAAUGUGUCAGCGUUUAACGCAGCCUCGCUUACAUACAAAGUGUGUAAAGUGCGCAAACACACGCCCUACAUAUGUUGUUUCAUACACACCCAUUCACCCCGCAGCUUGUGCAUGUAGAAUUAGUCUCUCGUGUUCCGUCUCUGCCACUUUUUCCGGUUUAGUCUAUUCUUCUUUAAUGUAAUGGGCUGAAGACACCUUUGUCUCUCUAACAAAAGAGUGAUUUCAAAAUCCUCAAACGGUUAUAUUGUUUCUGCAUUUCACACCUUGAUCCUUGUUCUAAUACCACGCUUAGUGUCCUGCAUACAAUGUUGUACCGAAUACAAUGCUGCGCUUAAGCAUUUAGUAGCCAUUUGAAGAAAUUUCCUUGUAAGUGCGCCUCCGCCUUCUGUGCUAAAAGGCAGUGACGAGGAGUUUACGACAAAGUUCGAAUCGUUGGAAAGUAUUCCGCGAUUUGUCCAAGUCUUUGCGUAUUCCUAAGUUUAUGAAAAUCAUCUGUCAAGGUUGCAAGGAGUCGAUUAAAUAUUUUUCUCAUUGGCGGACUGCGCUAUCUGGCCAAGAGAUAUUAAAGGUAUAGUUGUUAAGAGAUGAUUUACUUUGGCCAAAAGAAGUUGCUUGAAGUUUUGGCCUGUACAAAAUGCAUGAUCUUCUACUCUCAGUCUACACCGAAUCAGAAAUCAAACACGCACAGGUACUUGAACUUGAAACGAACGUGUGAGAUGAAUCCUUCACUAAUGGAUGUCUGUGUAAGACGUCGUCAUGACAUAAUAUUUCUUACAACUUAUCAGAUAUCUGUGGUGCAAUGCAAGAUUGAAUUUAUGUGAAAUGGUGUGCCUAGCAGUGAGCGACCAUGUAACCUUUUAAAAAGCGUCACUUGAAACUACGCAUGGAAAUAAAUUAUUGCAUUGGCAUCUUCAUAAAAUAUAACGUUUCCAUAGUUGUAUACUAGUGCACGGAAGGGUAUCACUACAAUUGAACUUCAUCGUAAAGCCACACUUUAACAUACACAAAUGCAACAUUGGGAUCACACGCGUGUACUAAAUUCAGCAACAACACAAGAGAAAUUUGUACUUUUAUUAAGAUGAUUUGGUAGUUUUGUCAAAGCGUUCCUAUUCCUUAAAUAAUUGAAAAUUUUGCAGUCGCUACAAUCUACAAGCUCUACGUUGGAUAUUCCAAAUGACAGUGAAAAUAUUCACACUUGUUACUGUAUUGCAUUUAAAUGUUGUUCAGUUUGCACCCUGCCACCCGUAGACGGGGUCAGUUCAUGAUAUUCGUCGUAGAAAAGAUUCAAAGAAAAAUGUUUCCCUUGCUCCAGCAUUUAGAUCGAGGAGCACUCCAGCACAUUUAGCGUCGAGUUGCCGAGUUUGGAAGAGUUUUCGCUGUGGUGUUUUAGAAAUGCCGCAAUUCGUCUCCCAUUCGAGAUAUUGAAAGUGACGGGGUGAGUGCACGAAAUGUUCGAGGCCUUUCAGUUCCGAUUUCUUACCCUGUACGAGGAAUCUGCGGGACCGCUUUUCAAUUCUGCUUAACUAAGCAGCUGCUGUGUUAGAACAUGCUUUCAGUUAUUGCUUGUAUUGUAGUGCUUUCGUUUUUUUUUUCGCAUUCACAUGCUUCAUCUAGUCUCAGUGUCAAAAUAUACAUGUACAUUUCACAUUUUGCGGUUGUUUUCUUUUUUUUUUUGCUUUUACGUAGAUGUUGGAGGGCGAAGUAGAAAUGGACAAUUGCCGUACCUGUUUUAAAUUUUGUGUUGUUCUCAAAGAACAUAUUGUCACCUGACGAGUGCGUCAAACUGUCAUUUUAAGACAGCCUCGAUGUGACUCGCGUUCAUAGAUUUCUACUUACCUGUUGGCAGCAAGCGAAAAAUGUGUCAAAAGUAUGGAGAAAAAAAAUAUACGUUGCAAAAAAAUAUGUGUUGCAAAAGUGCUCUUUUGUUUUCUAGUUUUGCUAACGGCUUUGUGUUGGCAUAUGUACAUAAAAUAAAGAGAACGUGUAAGUAAAACCUA
Dermacentor silvarum is the source of this 6839-nucleotide messenger RNA. Its product is annotated as homeobox protein Nkx-3.2. Bases 382 to 1980 code for a protein of 532 amino acids. The transcript is spliced from 5 exons. The record is from RefSeq and is a predicted model, not a curated record. Gene Ontology annotation, molecular function: RNA polymerase II cis-regulatory region sequence-specific DNA binding; DNA-binding transcription factor activity, RNA polymerase II-specific. NCBI's taxonomy places the organism in Eukaryota, Metazoa, Arthropoda, Arachnida, Ixodida, Ixodidae. Gene Ontology annotation, cellular component: nucleus. Gene Ontology annotation, biological process: regulation of transcription by RNA polymerase II; cell differentiation.